CCCAGCCCGGCCCGCUCCCUGCGCCAGCGACGCGCUACUCCGCUCUGCUGCCUCAGCCGGCCCGGGGCACGGACGGGGCCGCUGGCCGGGUGCGGCGAGUGGGCCGGAGGAGGGAGGGUGGAGCCGCGGAUCGGGUCAGGCCCAGUCCACGGCCAGAUCGAGAGCGAAAGCAGGAAAGCCCGGGCUCCCGCGCCUAGGACUUGUCUCUGACUGAGUAUUCGUGGCUCUGUAUGUUGGACACGUCAGAACUCAGCGAUGAGUCCAUGAGCUGCUGAGACUCCUGGAUGGUUCACUCUUCAUGCUGGUCAAUAAUCAGCAGAGUUGAUCUACAUUGGUUACUGCUGGUCAACAGAAGGCAUUGCUGGACUACCCUGGUUACUGCUGGACUACCCUGGUUACUGCUGGCCAAUAGUAGGCAUCACUGAGCUGCACUGUUUACAGCAAGUCAACCACGGGUGCUGCUAGUCAACAUUGGUUUCUGCUGGUCAAUAAUUGGCAUUGCUCAUCUACGCUGCUUACUGCCGGUCAAUUGUGGACACUGCUGGUAAACAGGUUACUGCCAAUCAAUAGUAGACACAACUAGCCACAUUUAAUAGUGGUCUGCACUGGUCACCAUGAGGAGCAGAAGUAACUCUGGCGUCCGGUUGGAUGGGUACGCGAGGUUGGUGCAGAGGACCAUCUUGUGUCACCAGAACCCAGUCACAGGACUGUUGCCAGCCAGUGUGGAUCAGAAGGACGCCUGGGUGCGAGAUAACGUGUACAGCAUUCUGGCUAUCUGGGGCCUGGGAUUAGCAUACCGCAAGAACGCAGACAGAGAUGAAGAUAAGGCCAAAGCUUAUGAACUCGAGCAGAGUGUUGUGAAGUUAAUGAGGGGGCUCCUCCAAUGCAUGAUAAGACAGGUGGAAAAAGUUGAGAAGUUUAAGCAAAGCCAGAGCACGAAGGACUCUCUCCAUGCCAAGUACAACACAGCCACAUGUGGGACGGUGGUUGGUGACAAUGAAUGGGGCCACCUUCAAGUAGAUGCCACCUCCCUCUAUCUGCUCUUUCUGGCACAGAUGACUGCGUCAGGGUUACGCAUCAUUUUCACCCUGGAUGAAGUAUCGUUUAUACAGAAUCUUGUAUUUUACAUCGAGGCUGCUUAUAAAGUUGCUGAUUACGGCAUGUGGGAGCGAGGAGAUAAAAUGAACCAGGGAAUAGCAGAGUUGAACGCAAGUUCUGUGGGCAUGGCCAAGGCAGCUCUGGAGGCGAUCGAUGAGCUGGAUUUGUUUGGCGCCUGUGGAGGCCCAAGAUCAGUCAUCCACGUUCUACCGGAUGAAGUACAACAUUGCCAGUCCAUUCUUCUUUCUAUGUUACCCAGAGCGUCGACAUCUAAAGAGAUUGAUGCUGGGCUGCUUUCAAUCAUUUCCUACCCUGCCUUUGCUGUGGAAGACAUCGAUCUGGUGAAUGUGACAAAGAAUGAAAUAAUUACAAAACUACAAGGGCGAUAUGGCUGCUGUCGAUUUCUGAGAGAUGGCUACAAAACUCCAAGAGAGGACCCGAACAGACUGCAUUAUGACUCGGCUGAAUUGAAGUUGUUUGAAAAUAUUGAAUGUGAAUGGCCCGUGUUCUGGACUUAUCUCCUCAUUGAUGGGGUAUUUAAAGAAGACAAGGUGCAGGUUGAAGAGUACAGAGAUGCCCUGGAAGAAAUCCUUAUAAGGGAACAGAAUGGCAUAAGGCUGGUGCCAGAACUGUAUGCUGUCCCUGCUGAAAAGGUGGAUGAAGAAUACAAGAACCCACAUACUGUGGACAGAAUUGUGAAAGGAAAAUUGCCUCAUAUGUGGGGACAAUCUCUGUAUAUCCUUGGGAAUCUCCUCUCUGAGGGAUUUCUAGCUCCUGGAGAAAUUGAUCCUUUAAGUCGAAGACUGUCUACCGUUAGCAGGCCUGAUGUUGUUGUCCAAGUGUCAAUAUUGGCUGAAUCUGAAAAGAUCAAGAACAUUUUGGUGAAGCAUAAUUUGCAUAUUGAUACUGUUUCUGACGUUCUUCCAAUCAGAGUGCAGCCAGGAAGAAUCCUGAGCCACAUAUAUGCAAAGCUGGGAUGCAACAAGAAACUGAAUCUAAGUGGCCGCCCAUAUAGACAUAUUGGCGUUCUCGGUACCUCUAAGUUGUACGUGAUCAGAAACCAGACCUUCUCAUUUACUCCACAGUUUAUUGAUCAGCAUCAAUUUUACUUGGCCUUGGACAACCGUAUGAUUGUGGAAAUGCUCCGGACUGACCUCGCCUACCUCUUCUCCACCUGGAAGAUGACAGGCCGUCCAACAGUCACCUUUCCAAUCACUAAAACCAUGCUGACUGAGGAUGGAACAGACGUCGAUUCAAACAUUCUUUGCACCCUUCGAAAACUGCAGGAUGGUUACUUUGGUGGGGCUAGGGUGAAAACCGGGAAACUAUCGGAAUUUCAGAUUACCUCGUGCUACACGCAUCUGAGUUUCAUGGAUCCAGGACCUGAUGGCUUCCUUUUGGAUGAUUAUUUCAGUGAGGGCAGUUUCACUCCUACAACAGAGGUGGCAGAGUCUGUAUCGGUGCAUGAUUCGUGCUACAGAAACGAUGUUGACAAUGAAGACGAGCUCAUGCAGUACAUAAAUCACCUGCUACAAAGCACAACCCCUGUAUCGAAGCGACUUCCUCCAACUUCCUGGAACCCAGGAAUGCAUCACGUGUUCGAGACUGAGCACACAACAAAGGACGUAAUCACAAUGGUGGCCAAAGCAGCAGGACUGGAAUUACCAAGCGGCUUCAUGUAUCUGCCCAUGAAAGUUCCAGUUACUCGUCGGAAGGCUCUGAAUUUGCUGGAAGUUCCAAAAUCACAGAUGGUGAAGACGGAUCAUCGAGUGGAUCUCAGCUUGCCCAAGGAUGCUCAUGGUGAUAUUGACUUUGCUUCAUUGGUUGAACAGCUGAAAGAAUGCAUCACACUACAAGACCAGGCAGACAUAUUAUACGUCUUGCAUGUCAUUAAGGGCCCAGAUUGGGACACAAAUAUCGGGGGACAGAAUGGUGCCACGGUACGAAGUCUCAUGACCGAACUGUACAGUAAAGCUGGCCAAAACCACGAGUGGGGACUGAUCCGCUACAUUUCAGGCAUGCUCAGGAAGAGGAUUGAAGUCCUCGCUGAGGCAUGCACAGACCUCCUGUCACAUCAGAAGCAGCUGACGGUUGGUCUUCCCCCAGAACCACGAGAGAGGGUCAUCACAGCCCCUCUGCCCCCUGAUGAACUCGCAGAGCUUAUUUACGAAGCAAGUGGCCAAGACAUUAGCUUAGCAGUUCUGACCCAGGAAAUCAUGGUCUACCUUGCGAUGUACGUAAGGACACAACCCUGUCUAUUUGCAGAAAUGCUCCGGCUGAGAAUUGGACUCAUCAUUCAGGUGAUGGCCACAGAGCUGGCUUAUAGUCUCACUUGUUCAGGGGAAGAAGCUUCUGAGAAUUUGAUGAACUUGAGCCCUUUUGACAUGAAGAAACUUCUGCAUCACAUUCUAAGUGGAAAAGAGUUUGGUGUGGAAAAAAGUGUCCGACCGGUGGAUUCCACUGGCAUCAGUCCUGCCAUUUCCAUCCAUGAAGUCGGCCACACAGGAGCAACAAAAACUGAGAGGACAGGCAUCAAUAAGCUAAAGAGUGAAAUGAAACAGCAAUGCAGCAGCCCAUCAUCUCCCACAAUCACCGCAUCUCCCGCCGGCUCCUUCAGUGCCCGCUUGACCUGGGAUGACCGUCAGGGUCAGUGGUUGCGUCGGCGCCGCCUUGACGGAGCCAUUAACCGAGUCCCCAUGGGCUUCUACGAAAAGGUCUGGAAACUUCUACAGAAGUGUCAUGGACUUUCCAUUGAUGGCUUUGUACUUCCUUCUUCAACUACAAGAGAGAUGACUCCCCAAGAGAUCAAAUUUGCGGUACACGUUGAGUCUGUUCUGAACCGCGUUCCUCAACCUGAAUACAGACAGCUUCUGGUGGAAACUAUCCUGAUUCUCACUGUACUAGCAGAACUGGAGGUCCACAGUGUUGGUGGUGUAAUCUGUGUGGACCACAUCGUACACAUGGCCAAUGAGUAUUUUUUACAGGAUCAGAAGUCCCUUGGAGCAAGUGAUUCCAUUUUAGACUUUGAUGCAGCCACAAGAGUUUGCAAUUUGUUCUAUGACAGUGCUCCCAGUGGCAACUAUGGAACCAUGACCUAUCUGACAAAAGCAGUUGCCUCUUAUGUACAAGACUUCCUGCCAAAUACUGGCUGUUUUCUGCAGUAGAACUGUGACCUCUGAA
Molecule: messenger RNA, 4278 nt
Organism: Pristis pectinata (smalltooth sawfish)
Lineage: Eukaryota; Metazoa; Chordata; Chondrichthyes; Rhinopristiformes; Pristidae
Product: phosphorylase b kinase regulatory subunit alpha, liver isoform-like
Exons: 32
Coding region: 615-4262 (1215 amino acids)
Biological process (GO): glycogen metabolic process
Cellular component (GO): phosphorylase kinase complex
Molecular function (GO): calmodulin binding
Source: RefSeq, a predicted model, not a curated record